Molecule: messenger RNA, 1091 nt
Organism: Carica papaya (papaya)
Lineage: Eukaryota; Viridiplantae; Streptophyta; Magnoliopsida; Brassicales; Caricaceae
Product: ARM repeat superfamily protein
Molecular function (GO): protein binding
Source: RefSeq, a predicted model, not a curated record
GGCUUAAUUCAAAUCGGGCUUAAUUCGUGAAUAUCAUUGACUCUAGCAGCGCUCACCGCCGCCGCUACCCGCCGUCCGGUUCCUCAUUUUCGCGCCAAGUCAAUCCAGCCAUCAGCCAUAGUCACCGGAACUUCUGCCUUCUCCUCUUUCUAUCCUCGCCGUAUCCUCGUCUUUCGGUUUUCCUUUUUCCGGUCCUUUAAUAUUCGCGCAGUUUAGGUCUUUCCUUGGGUUGCGUGGAAGGAUACGGCGGACACCAGUUCAAUUUUUUACUAGAAAAGCCUACAUGUUUACCAAUCAUCGAAGGCAAGAAGAACGUACUGGGAAAUAUGGAACCCCUAGGAUGCAAUAUCUGCAGGAAUUGGUGAGUCAGUUUCAGAAUGCAACUGAUGAAGAAACAAAAGACAAGAUUGUUGCAAAUCUAGCAAACUUUGCUUAUGAUCCCUACAACUAUUCAUUCUUACGGCAGCUAAAUGUUUUGGAACUUUUCCUAGACUGCAUAACAGAACCAAAUGAGAAACUAGUUGAAUUUGGGAUUGGAGGCAUCUGCAACUCUUGUGCUGAUCCAGUGAAUGUCGCGGUUGUCAUCCAGUGUGGUGGAAUUCCUCUAGUUAUAAAUUGUUUGUCAAGCCCAGUUAGAAACACUGUAAACUAUGCUCUUGGGGCUCUUUAUUAUCUGUGUAACGAAUCGAGCAGAGAGGAUAUUUUGAAGCAGGAAGUGGUCGAUGUUAUUGAAAAAUAUGCUGCUGCUGAAUCCGUAAGUGUGAGCUUCAGUAAUCUGGCCAAAGCAUUUCUGGACAAGUACGUCUACGGAAAGGACUGAGAUCAGAUAAGGUCUACUUCCCAGUAAGAGUUUAUUAAACUGAUAUUUCCUUCUUCCGGCUAUCUCUAUUACUUCUCACUUCAAUCGAUCUUUAAUCUGGUAAUACUUCGGAUCAGUAAGUCAACAGAAAGAGGCAAAUGUGUUGAAUUUUUGCCCCUUCGUUUUCACACACACAGAUUUUCUGGGUAUAGAGAUUGUCAAAAUGUAUAGGCUAGGAAUCAAUGAAAAUAUUUGGACUUAUCGAACUGAGUCAUCAAUACGACAAUGUCAA